CAGCUGGGUAAUGUACAUAUUUACCUCGUGUGGGCAUCUAAAAAAAUUGUGAAGUUAGUUUCGCGUGAUGGUUUUAACUGUACAAAAUAUAGUUUUUGACCAUUGAAACGGCCACUGGAUUGUUUAAUUAAUGAUAUUUAAUUAGGCUACAAAUAUGCCACCAUUCGUACCUGUCCAAUCGCUCUACUCAUCCUGCUUGACUACUGUAUUUGAGCAUCUUUUAGAGUGUGUUAAAAAAAGAAACUGUACUGUUGAGCACCUCCGGAAAGUGAUUCAGUCAUCUCUUCAUGCAGGGAUUCGUGAGCAUUUGAUUCAUAUCACAACUGCACAUUGUAGGAAUAAUAUAUAUAUGCUGUUGGACCUGUUAAACAUAUUACUUGAUCAAACCAUCAAGCAACUUGAUCAUUCUGGUGGGGAUGAUAACACAUGGCUCCGUGCUGAACAGUGCUCUGCCUUGCUGACUACAUUGGAACAAUGUGAAGCCACAGGCCUCCAAGAACUCACAGUCAAGGUUCGUCUGGACACGCGCCGUGCAGGAGAUAUAGAAACUGUUUCAUCAGCAAACCUUUCAUUUCACCGUAUUCUGCGAGGUGGAUUGGCAGGAAAUCUGCAUUCACUGGUCCUACGCUCUGUAUGUGACAAUGAAAUUCUUAGACUCUUGGGCCGCCACUGUCCACAUCUCCGACAUCUUGAUGCCACAUCAUCAUGGCUUGUAGAUGACAAUGGGCUCCGAUCUCUCUGUUUCAAGGAGCAAGAGUCUCAUAUUUUGCCUCCUGAUGGCUGCUGUGGUGACAUCAGUGAAUGGUUUUCUGCUAUUCAACCAUCUGACUUGAACACUUGCUCUCAAAGUCUUCAAGAGGUUCGCAUCCAAGAUACCAACACAUCAGAGCUUGGUGUUGUAAUGCUUCUUCAGUUCAUCCCAAACCUUAAGUCUCUCGGAGGGUUUAUAUACUACAGGAAUGUAGGUGAUGCAAUUGUGCAUCUAUCACAGCACCAUGAGGGGAAGCUGAAGCUAAGCCUCACAGACUUAUGGGAUACUUGUCUGUCGCCAGAGAAGGCUGCCAUCCUCGCUACAGCUGCUCCUCACCUAACCAGUCUCUACACUAGAGGAAGCUGGCUACACAGUGUUGCAUCAUUUUCCCAUCUCGUAGUACUCACUGUUGACUUUGAUUUUGUAGACUUCUCACCAGCACUGGAAAGCUAUCUGAUAGAGCACGGACAGAAGCUGCGGAAGCUUGUGUUGGUUGAUCAGAUGCACUCUGUGGAUGUGUCAAUGCUGGCAGAGAAUUGUCCACAUCUGGAAGAACUUGGAGCUAAAUUGGAAGGAGGAUGGUAUGGACAGGCUGGAAGUAUGCUGCCUGAACUUGUGAUAUGUAGAAUUCGUGUUGGGGCCACUGAAACACUGCAUGCUCUCCUUGUUCAUGCUUUGCAUCUUGAGCACCUUGAGGUGGUGUUGGAAGAAGAGAAUUACGGGGAAGGGGUGGAAAUGGUAGAUGACUCGUUAAUCUCACAGAUCCUGUCUGAAAAUCCUCGUCCAGAGCACCUCCGUGUGUUCGUGCUGCGCAGUGAAUGUAACCUGACAGCUCUUUCAGUGCAGUUGUUGAUAAGUUCAUGUCCUUCGCUGAGGUUCAUAGGUGAUCUUCAUGCCUGGGCUGGUAUAUGUGACAGUGACAUGGAACAGCUGGCUCAGGAAAUUGUGGAUAGAAAUCUGGAUCUCAUAUUAAGUUACAGAGACACACUGCUACCGUAUCGCAGGGCUCGAUGCCUUGUGGCCAAGACCUAGAGCUUCAUCUAGCCUCAGGCUAGGGUAUAUACCUGGUGAGCACAAAGCAGAAACAAUUUGUAAUCCUAUGAAUGAGUAUCUUUUUUGACUGUGGUCUUCUGCUUUGUGACAUUUGUAAUCUUCUGAAUGAUUACCAAUGUUUUGGAGGAAUGUCAGUAAUCACCUACAAAACUACACGGCAUCACAAUCUAGAAAACUGGAAUCAAUAUUUUCGCUCCUGUGAGAACCUCAAAUCUCUGAUAGCGCUAUUAAAUUCGGCAUUCACAAGACAAGUUGCACUAAAGAAGUAUUUUUAUGAAGUAUGAGUUUGUGACUACUGUGUUGUGAGAUACAAUGCUCAGGGGUCACAAACCAUAUCAUAGGAUAAAUACUUAAUAACAACAUAAAAAACAGAUCUUUCUCACUGUCAGGUCACGAACAAAGGCUGAAGUUAUGUUAUUGGAAAGUACUCACCACCCCCCCCCACCCCCAAAAUGCCACUAUUCAGUUUAUUUCAACACAAAUUCUAGCAUUAGGAUUGAACCUGGUCUUCUGGGUGACCAUUGGAGCUAUGACACUUGCAUUUCAUUAAUAACUGGAAGAUCAUAUUACAGCACUGUAAUAAAUAAACAUACAUUUCUAUGAAAAGUUGUGUCAUAUAAAUCUGAGAACUGCAGUGAAACCUGUUUAAGAAAAUAUCAGAAGAGGACUAUGAAAAUUGUCAAUUUUGUACAGGUUUCUGUUUCAUAAAGGGUCUUAUAAAACCACAAAUGAAUACACAAUACAUACCCAUAGUGUAAAAGUAUAAAGUUGUCUAACUGAAUCUUUUCCAACAGACUUUUCUUCUGGGUUGUAGUGCUGUGUAGUCUGGUAGAAGUUUACCAAUGUUUCAGAGGUUUUACUGCCUCUAUCAUCAGGGCUACUCAUCGCUCUGAUGGUGGAGGCAGCAAGAACCUCUUAAACACUGGUAAAUGUCUACCAGAUUACAUGGUGCUUCAACCCAGAAGACAGCCAUGAUCAUACUUACUGUCAUGAGAACUUCAGAUCCUACUGAUUUUUCACGUGCUUUUAUGAUUUGUCACUGACGCACCAUUUUCCUUUGCAACACAAAAUUGUUCUGCUAAACACAUGGAAAAACAAGCCAUUCUCAUCACUUUUAUCUAAGUCCUUGAAUUGAUAUCCUUCAGUGAGAGAUGGCAACCCAACUUUUCAGUCAUUUCAUGGAACCAUUCAUAUUAAGCCACUUAUUUUUAGUCUCCGUAAGUUAACAUGGUGGUGAUCAUUUUUGUAUUAAAAGGCUAAUGUCGUACUUUCUUAAAUUUAUCGCUACAAAUAGACAAGGUAAGAAAAGAAUGUUUAUCACAGAUAACUAACCAAGUCCUUCCUUAUCUGUUUCAAAACAAGCUGAAAAUUUUCACAAGGUACAGCAUGACUCAUUUCAUAAUACAAAACACAAAAUAGACGUAGAUUGAGUCCAGAAUCUACAGUGCACGGCAAAAACAACAAAUUCAACCCAGAAGACCACAGUCAACUUCUGUACCAGCAUGAGAAUUCCCUUUAAUGCAGUUAUUUUCCAUUCUGUUUCUGCCUCUUAGAGGUAAUUUUAUGCAAAAUUUCUCUUCUCAUUUUGACCAAAUAAAUAUACUAGUUAAGACAAUUCCCAUUUCAGCAUGAUUUCUUCAUGCACCAGAUGAAAUGCCUGUUGUAUCCCCACCCUAUUAAACAAAUAAUUCAAAUUAUAUCAUAAAUGUAAUGUAAUAACUUAAGUCCAGUGUAAUACUUUUCUUCUUUAUAAUGAAUGGAUUAUACUGAACUGGAAAGCAAAAUACUUUACCAAGAGUUCACCGUUUUCUCAUACAGGGUUGCAUACAGCCAAGAAAUCUGAAUGCAGAAUAGAAUGAACCAACAUAUUCCAAACAUUUCAUAUAUUCACCUAACAGUAAGAUGUGUAAUUUCAUAAUAAUAUUGUAUGUGUUAAAGUAGGGUGUGUAUUUGCCUACAACCAAAAUAAAAUCACUAUGAAUGUUUCAAA
Molecule: messenger RNA, 3794 nt
Organism: Zootermopsis nevadensis
Lineage: Eukaryota; Metazoa; Arthropoda; Insecta; Blattodea; Termopsidae
Source: RefSeq, a predicted model, not a curated record